GGCUAAGAUCGUGAAGCUUUCGGGGCCUUCACUCUUGGACAGCCCCCCAUGCAGGUGAUUAGGUAAACUCAAUCUUCUCUGCGGAAAGGGACCCACGAAAAAACCCUGCAAAGGAUGACAAAAUAUGUUUAAACAUGUGUAGGUGUUAAAGGUGUUGGUUGUUCCGUUCUUGAAAACAGAAGGUCAACUUAUUAAAUAUGCACUCAGUGGUAAUGAUCCGAGAGAAAAAUCAGCUGCUGAACAUCUUCAAGCAAUAAUUAUGGUAAGUAACAACUGUCAAUUUCUUCCCAAUGGUGUAUUAUCAACGUAGUCCCAAGCAUCUGCAUGGUAUGCUUUUGAUAUUAAAGGUUUUCGACCGCAACGGGCCUCUGAAAAAGUUAAUUUGAAAAUAUGACGGAAAUAGAAACAUUUCUGGUCAAUAUCCUUUGUAAACAUCUUCAAUUCAAAUACAGUGAUUUUUUAUCCUUAAACUGUCAAUAUGUUCCAAUUAUACAUCAUAAUACAUUAUAAUAGUUAUACAUGUCAGAAUAACAAGAUGACACGAAGUCCCUUUCUAGCCUCCUCCGCAGGCCUCUCUAUGGGUUUUAGUCUGCGAAUGGGUUUUGAGAAAAAACUCACCAAACUUUUUCCGACCACCCAGAUGCGGAGGAGGUUAGUCCCUUUCGAGGUCAACGGCCAUGUAACGUGAUUUCAGGACAUUUUUAUGGAAAGCAACCCAGCAUUUUGUUCUGCGACAGUUCGAUGAAGCAAAGGUCGCGGGUUCGAUUCCCACCGUGGUCAAACAAAAUUUUCAGCUUGCCCGGUGUGGACACAUUCAGAGGGCUUCAUAUUAAACAACUUCACCUAACAUAACACCACAGUAAUUAAACUCAAACGUAAAAUCAGAAACGUGUGGACACAUUCAGAGGGCUUCAUAAUAAACAACUUCACCUAACAUAUUAACACCACAGUAAUUAAACUCAAACGUAAAAUCAGAAACGUAAAUUCGGUAAGCCGCUAGAUAAGUGCAGUACAAAAUGAAGUAUAAACUAGACGAUAGAUAUUAGACGAUUUGUAAAAUUCAAUGCUAAAUACUAUCUGUCCAAUGAACGUGCACAAUGCUGUUUAAUGCAUCUCACUAAGAGGCAUAUAAGUACAAUAUAACAUAUUUUCUCUCCUAUACAGAAACAAUUGCCAACAACAAUAUUACAAAUGCGACUAAGUCACGAUAAACCUGAACAAUUUGAUAAAGAAUAUGGAUAUCUUGGACCUGCUAUAUAUACCAAAGUGUCUCAAUUACGACAAACAAUUAUGACUGCUGCAGCAAAAUCGGGACAAAGACCUUCAUCAGGAUCGAAACAAGUUAUCUUGAAACUUAUGAUUCCAAAUUCAACAUCAUCAGGUUCCGCUCCUACCACGCCAACGACUCCUUCAACCCCUCUUACACCAAGUAGUAGUGUAAUAUCCAUCAGUAGAUCGCUACCAUCACCGGCUGUGGUUUCAGUCAAACCACCUCUCAAAAGCCCUUCUGCAGUUUCCAUAUCUUCCAACCCUGCAACGUUAACCACAAGUACAUCUUCCCUAAACAAAGCUCUGUAACAAGGCUCAGGCUUGUAAAAAUCCCACUAUACGCAUGUCGUUCGGCGAUUUUGCGUAGAAAUGUAAGGUCAGAUCAACGUUAGGUCAGAUCAAUUGUUCACGUACAGGCGAGCAAGUUUCCCUUGACAAGUUCCCACCAACUUACUUGCCUGGUGUGCGACCAGCACAGUCUCAGGGAUAAAUAGAAUCAAUUGUCAAAAGUGCACAAAUAGAUGAUAAUCAUCUAUCUAGGGGAAACCUAACCUUAAUCUAACCUCCAACUCUAACCCCAACUCUAACCCUAAUCUAAUCUUAAUCCAACCCUAAUCUUAAUCUGACACUAAUCUAAACUUGAUGACCUUUUUUUAAACUUAAACAGUAUCAUGAUUUCUCAUGAUAAUUUCCGUUAAAAGCUGCAUCCAACAACAUUGAAAACAGCAGAAACUGUUUUAUACGAUACCACACUUCAAGUUCAAAAAUGAAUUUCAAAAUAAACGAAAUUUAAUGGCUGCUCUAAGACGAGUAUACACAGUGGAUGAGCAUACACAACUUCACAGGAACACUUUCCCUUGAUGAAAAGCUGGCGUGACUUUUGAAUAAAGGCUCCCUGUCAAGGAAAACUUUCCCGCAAUUUUUUCCCUACACACGAACAAAUAACUUGUCAAGGAAAACUUGCUCGUCUGUACGUAGCCUGCGAAAACAGUACGGGGCUAAAACUCUCUACUAUCUCAGAUGAACUGGUCUCAGUGGCAUUGCAGGCUUUUACUAAUAGCGUAAUGCCGUCAUGUCAACCGAGAAUAUGGAAGAGAAACAGUUCCGAAGAAAAAUUAAAUGCUGUAUACCAUACUAUAUAUAUGCAUGAAAAUUCGAUAAUUCUCGAGUUUUGUGACUGUAAAUUUUCGACGUUAUAUAUGUAUGACAGAACACCUAUAUAUAGUCCAAAACAAAAUUAUUCUCUGUCUCAUGGAUGACUAUAGUCUCAAAAGCUCAUCUUCGUUAAUUCAUAUAUUGAAUUCUUCAGAUAACAUUUUUCUUCGGAACUUCUUAAUAUCCUCAUGUUUCGAGCACGAAUAUAUUUCUUUCUGAUCUUGGCGCACGAAACAUGGCGGUAUAACCGUAAUACUAUUCUUCCUAAUACCUAAUGCCCCAUGCAAUGGUCUUACAACUAUAUAAGUACUGUACCAUGUAUUUUACCACACAAUUUCUCGUUUUCCCAAUUUCCACUCGUGUUGAUAUAACUGUAUAUCAACACGGAAAAUGUUUUAUAAUUGUUAAAUGUCAAAUAUAGCUGGAAAUGUCAAAUAUAUAUAGCUUGAAGAAAGUGAUAUUUGAUGUUAUAUAAAGCCCCGGUCAAACGAUGAUAAGAGUCGAGAUUAACAAAAUAAAGGUUUGAUGCAUGAGUGUUCCAACUAUUUUUAAACUUAAAUAGAAUAUAUGCAUGAUAUAUUCUUGGGAAAGCAUUAAUUAAGACUGCUAACUCUCGUGCACUCUCAUCCUCGUUUGAUCUGGGCUUAAAGUGUCGUGCGACGUGUGCCUCGGCCCUCUAGGGAAACGUCGUUCAUAUUGCCAUAGUCAUAGACAUAAUAGAUAUCUAUUAUUAUACAAUAGAUAUCUAUAAUGUCUAUUAUUUCUAUGGAUAUUGCAGACUGACUAUUUAUAUCAAUGUCCAAUGAUUUAUCAACCGUUUGGUCAGAAUACAAAUAUAUAGUACAAUCGUUAGACAUUCACCAAAGAGGAAACCAUCUAACAUUUGCGAAACUAACAUAAUUGCAGUAGACGUUUACAACACUUUUGCGUACUGAACUCGUACAAAAUCGUACAUGGUAAUGACACCUCAGAAACCCCCAAUUCUAUACGCGAUAUGACUGCAAUAAGUCUGCAUGCUAUGUACUAUACGAUUAUCCUCCCACGGCGUUCUUAGAGUGGUGCAGGUCCGAAGCUACAAUUUCAGCAUUCAUUCUGUACAGGCAGAGAUUCUGUUCAUGCAUGCCAAUGAAUUUACGAGGAAAAGCUUAGACCUGGUUCAUCACAACAUAAGAUGAAGAAGUGUGACCAAAGUUACCAUUAAUAGUCAUUUACGUAAUGCAGAGCGGAAUAUCAAAAACUAUCAACAUCAUGUCACCAUCACCUCAAGGCUUCAGUACUACUUGUCUUUCAAGUCCGUUACCACUUUUAAUCAGCUAAGAUUUGCUAUGUCGUAAUGAAUUAUUUUUGAAGAUCUUUUCGACUACGUUCACACUACACCGGAGCGAAAUAAUGCAGGUGUGACGCAAAAUUCCUGACUUGCGAAAUAUCUGCCCAUGCGCAGACGAUGCGCAUGAACGACUUUGGCUCAUAAAUUUCGCAGCUCAACAGACAACACGUGUAUCUAUCAUUUAUCAAAGUCAUUUUAUUUAUACAUAAAUUUUUAAACAUCAAUUCUACAAUUGAUCAACUGAAUUGACACUAUACCACUGAUUGUGAACGUUAGCGUUCAGCGAUAAUAAAGCUUGAAUCGCAGAUAUGGAAAAAGUCACUCGAAAAGCGCUCUUAGACUUAGUGAUAUAAAAUAGACACCAGUUUCAAGGGUUAUGCUAUAUGAAUUACUAUAAGCACCAAAAAUCGUUUCGCGUUUGACCUUCUCAAUUCUCACUCAAUUUAGCAAGCAGCAACAAUGAGUUCGAGAACUUAAAAAUCGUUUCGACCGAUUGUAUUUAGCAAACGUCGUGUAUUUCGCGGUCACGACCACACAAUUCGCUUUGAAAUUUAAAGUGUUUAUGAUUGAAACUUAACGAUGUCGAUUUGAAAUAUUUAACGAAGUGUUAAGCUACGGAUACACGGGCAAUACUUUUCUGGCGAUGGCAAUGCAAUGGUGGAAAAAUCGUUGCAUUGCCGUCGCGAGAAAGAAAUUGCUUGUGUAUCAUGCUCUGCGACGGCAACGCAAAGCUGCGCGCAAUCGUUGCCGAAAUUUCAAAUCAUUUGAUUUUCGGCAAUGAUUGCCGAAAAUUGGGAGGUGUGGUCAAGGAAGGUCAAGGUUGAUGAAUGACACGUUUCUUGACCAGCCAAUGAAAAGCGUUAUGAAGACAUAUAUUGCAGGUGAAAUAUUGCAGGUGUAGCCACCUUGUGGGAAGGCAGCGCAAUGCUGUUUAUAUCACCCAUUGCGUAACCAUCGCAGCAAAAAUAUUGCUCGUGUAUCCGAAGCUUUAGAAAUUAACAUCAUGAUUAUUUUAUCUAAACUCUAAAAAACAGUUUUGGCCGACAUAGAAUUUAGCAAGCGUCAUGUAUUUCGCGCCUGCAAGCGCGAAAUUUCUGACCGGUUAAGGUAGUCGACAGCGCGACGCGAUUUUUUAGUUUUCGAAAGUUAAUAAAACAGCCAAUGAGAACAAAUUUUGAAAGAUAUGUAGACCAAAUAACUUAAAAUGUUAUAGCGCUUCUAAAUAUUUGGAAAAUUUAAACUAGGAUCAAAGUUAUCGGUCAGUGAAAAUCGAAAAAUCGCGUCGCGUUGUCGAAUCGCGUCCGGUGUGUCUGGACCUUUACGCUUGGUCAGGUAUUUCGCAGAGAUCAGGAAUUUCGCUUGAUACCGGCAGAAUUUACGUGUGCACGCCCUUACAGUUUGCCUAACCAAAGUUGCCGAUUCAUUAACAGUGCCACAGCGUGCAUGUUGUGUCUGCAGUGGAAAACAAGUGGUUUUCACACAGCUAGUAUAGAGUGUUUUGUUUUGGAAGAGAUGUACCAAAGUAGUCUCUUUCCACCAUGCGUUUAAAAACUCUGCGAGGUACAUGAUAAUCUGGUAUUGAAGGAGAGCUUGGUACAAACAUUCUUUCUGAGCAUCUGCUGCUUCGACCAGUAUUGCAGAUGUUGGAUUUUGUGGUUGCAGGUGAUAAAUUGUGACCAACCAUGUGCUUCUUGUGAAAGUUUACUUUCUUGUCCACAUGGGAAUGUAAAGUUAGUGGUGCUGAAAA
This is a messenger RNA of Paramuricea clavata, 5498 nucleotides long. NCBI's taxonomy places the organism in Eukaryota, Metazoa, Cnidaria, Anthozoa, Malacalcyonacea, Plexauridae. The record is from the annotation of a GenBank genome assembly.